AUGUCGGCAUUUCUCGCAGAGCUAGAAAUUUCGGGGGCGGAUUCUGGUGCGAUUGUGUCUACCGGAAAAACCAUACGCCUCCUGUCGACCAAAUUAGUUCCCACAGAAAUAGGUUUAGCAUAUCCCCACGCAAUUUCGUUGCCUUUAGAAUUUACAGCAUACAAGUCGAAUCUCAUAUCAUCCGAGAGCACAAGUGGAUAUACAUUCCCUUUCUUCACUAGCUUCUUAACAGGGCAUAAGUUUUUCGCUCGGCCUAGUUCGCUAUACUCGUAUCUCAGGUCCGGAAAAGCCAAAAGGUCGAAACUUGUGAGAAAAUUGACCCAACACUUUCGGUUCACUUCUGAUGGUCCAGACAGUGUUGUACUUGAGGCUCAGUCUCAUGGUACAAUCCCCUACUGCACGGCCCAACUGAGUAGUAUCCGGAUUCAAGAGGCGACACGCGAUGCCGGACAGCUCGUUGUUCUUACCAUCCCACGAAGCCUCCCCAAUCAAAGUCGACUCAAUGCCGAAUUCUUGAUUGACUUGAGCUUGAGAACAGCUUCAAGAUUGACAGUCGUGAUCCCGUCAACUGCCCCAGAAGUAGAUCCAACCAAACAGAGCCUUUUGGAGAUUUCGGACCAGAAGCCGGAUUCUGAGCUUGAGAAGCUUUCCCGAGAAGUAAUAGGUUUGAUUCCCUUCUUUCGGGGGAAAGAGUUUGUUUCCGCCUGUGAACGCAGAGGGUCGGAGAAUAGGAGAAGUGGUGGUGGACUCAGGGACAAAGGAAGAACAGUGAUCAGAAUGAAAGUGAGAAGAAAAAAGAAGCUCAAGGAGGAGGUAAACCAAGAAGAAUGCAUUGUAGCAAAAAGGGUUCAACCCAAAACAACUAAGAAGAAGAAGAAGAAGAAGAAGAAGAAGAAGAAGAAGAAGAAGAAUAACGGGAUGAGCACCUGCUCGUGUUUUCUCCAAUUGGGACAAAUAAAGGAACUCAUCACAAUCCUUUGCCCCAAUUUGCACGAAUUGAUUCACCAAAGUCGUCAUGAACACACGCAGGCUAGCCUUGAACUCUUGCGAGCAGCUCUUGUCUCCCUCAUCCACAUCCUGAACUCCGCCUUUAACAAGACAUCCAACUUGAGCCCCGUCCAAGUAAGCCCUACAAGACACCAGUAUAGCACGAGCAUGCUUGCAGAAAUACCCGAUGGCAAAGUUAUAAAUAAAUGUCCUCUCAUUGUACUCCAAAGAGCACUUCUCUCCCAUCACAGUGCCAUCCAUAUGGGCAUACCCAGGCUCGUUAAAGUAGGGCUUGGCAUUCAAAAUCAGCCCUUGUAUAGAAACAAGAACCUGCAACAUUGUAGACACACCUGGAAUCCACUUCUCCUUCUGACUACCACUCCAAGUGUUGAGAAGACUCAGGCACACCUUCCCACAAUUGUACAGAUUUGGGUUGAUUCUAAGGCCUCUUGA
Molecule: messenger RNA, 1440 nt
Organism: Striga asiatica
Lineage: Eukaryota; Viridiplantae; Streptophyta; Magnoliopsida; Lamiales; Orobanchaceae
Source: the annotation of a GenBank genome assembly